CAAAGCACAUCGCGUGCUUCCGAACUGUGGCAAACCGAAGCGGCGAAUCUAGUUUGUCAGUCAAUAGGAACGAUCUGAGUUCACUGGAGCGCUCGUGUUUCUCGAACUUCUACACAUAGUAUCUUGCUACGUCCGCCAAACCGCCGCAAAAUCACACACGGCGGCAGCUAGGUCCGAUUCCGGAAGGGAAGCAACGGCACCAAGAACAUACGUCGCCGUACAUCACAACAUCGAGCCGGGCUGCAACCAUGAACAGCAUUUUAAUUACAGGCGGUAACCGCGGCCUCGGACUGGGGCUCGUAAAGACUCUCAUCCGGCAGCAAUCGCUGCAGAAAACACAAAUCAUUGCGACAUACCGGCUUCCGGAAAAAUCGGAGGAACUCUUGGCGCUUGCUAAACAGAACGCGAACGUUUUUCCGGUUCUAACUGACUUAACGAACCUGGAACGGUACGAGCAGCUCGUCAACGAAGUCGGGUCCAUCGUUAAGGAUGAAGGCUUGAACAUCCUGUUUAACAAUGCCGGAAUUUCACCAAAAUCGACGCGCCUUAGUUUCACCAAAGCAGACGACCUCGUUGACACAUUUUUCACCAACACGGUCGCUCCCAUCAUGCUAACCAAGGAGCUGCUUCCGCUACUAAAGCGGGCCGCCGACCGUCAACCGGAAGCACCCCUCGGUCCAGGACGCGCAUGUGUUGUCAACAUGAGCUCAAUAUUGGGCUCGAUCGCGGAGAACCGCGAAGGUGGUCUGUACGCUUAUCGGAGUUCGAAGGCAGCCCUAAACGCGGCCACCAAAUCAAUGUCCCUGGAUCUUCUGCAGAGCGGUAUUAUGGCGGUGGCACUACACCCAGGCUGGGUAAAAACGGAAAUGGGCGGCUCAAAGGCCCCGUUGUCGGUAGACGAAAGCUGUGAUGCAAUCGUUAAGACACUGCUCUCGUUGAACGAAUCCCACAACGGGGGAUUUUUCCAGUACGAUGGAAAAAUGUUGCCUUGGUAGAAACGUGGCUUCACUGUGGCAUCAUUACUAUGUUUUGUAGAACAAUUUAAAUUACCCCACAAAUAGUAGGGAGUAGAUAUUUCGUGGGGCGUAUGAGGGAUGACCAGUUUGUUCGCAGUUUUCAUUUCGAAUCGUACUGAUAUCUGUUGAACUGUUGUAAUAAACCUUGACCCGCGAGGAGUACUAGUGAACUUGUCUUACGAUCUUUAUUGCAUACUAACAGAACCGGCAAACUUUGUUCCGCCCCA
Anopheles bellator is the source of this 1243-nucleotide messenger RNA. It is a transcript of the gene sni, whose product is annotated as C-signal. The transcript has 4 exons. The record is from RefSeq and is a predicted model, not a curated record. NCBI's taxonomy places the organism in Eukaryota, Metazoa, Arthropoda, Insecta, Diptera, Culicidae. The coding region runs from base 249 to 995 and encodes 248 amino acids.